Dendronephthya gigantea is the source of this 1244-nucleotide messenger RNA. RefSeq lists its product as uncharacterized. The coding region runs from base 1 to 1128 and encodes 375 amino acids. The record is from RefSeq and is a predicted model, not a curated record. The transcript has 2 exons. Lineage: Eukaryota; Metazoa; Cnidaria; Anthozoa; Malacalcyonacea; Nephtheidae. Gene Ontology annotation, biological process: positive regulation of proteasomal ubiquitin-dependent protein catabolic process; protein polyubiquitination. Gene Ontology annotation, molecular function: protein binding.
AUGGAAGGAACAAGUAGCGACCAUUUUCCCACUACCAUUGCUUGUAUACCAGAACUAGUCUACGAAGUUCUCGAUGUUUUACCGGCUCGUAGCCUCUACACCUGUACGCAGGUCAACCGUCUAUGGUAUCACGUGGCAUCGUCCGUGCUGCGCAAGCGCGUCAGCUGUAGCGCGGUGUUCGUUCAGGAGCGCUGCAUCGAGCAUUCGGAGGCCGAGGAAUAUUGCGGGAGUUUGAACUCGAAACCCAGUGUUGUGUUUUUGUUUACAUACGAGGACGUCUGGCUCAGUAGACGAGACAAGCCCCGGAGAAGAGGAAUCGAGAGACAACUUGUGAAAUCCGUAAGACACUUAUACGAUGAACUUCCCGAGGACUGUCAGCUUCUGGGCUGUACCACGGAGAAGCUUAUUUACCAUAUACCGGAGAACUACCCUGCCGGGCCCGUGCAUAAGAAGCGUGGUCACGUGGCUAUAUCAUUCCCGGAAGUUGCCGGAGUGAAGUAUCAUACUGUUCACGUGCGUCAUUUGAGAUAUCACAACCGUGAUUGGUCGAGAUUGUUCAGGUUUGCCGUCAAUCUUCCCGUCAAACUAGCCAUAGUCCUUGCAUUGCCACACAGCAGAGAUAUGAUCGCGCAUAUCGCUUCAGGUGUUCGUGAAACGUUUGGUGAAGGAGUGACUGUUCUCGGAGGAGUUGGUCAUGAUCGCCUGUUUAUGGACGGCACGGUACGAAGAACACGAGCCCUUGUUCUCUUGAUCAGCGGUGCUGCAUUUGGAGUACGCGCGGGCUUCCUCAACCAACCAGUGACGACCAUAGGCGAAGAACGAACGGACUUUUACGAACCAGCUCGAGCUAUGAUCCAGGAACUUGAGCAGGACAAUUUUCGGCCUGCAGUAGCUUUAGUUUUUACAUCGAGAUUUGUACAUCGGGGAAACUCGUAUUUCUCGAGUGCUCACGGAAUAUUCCGAGACAAUUUUCCGAACAUUUUGUCCGGGGGCUUUUACUCCUACGGGGAGUUCUGCAUGAGGAACGGAGACCCGGGAAGGACUCUCGAAAGAUGCAAAGAAUUUAUGAAGUAUAAUUCUUCAGUGUUCUGCGUCUGUGGGUAUGACAGAGCAGCGGCAGCACCAUGAGCGCUAUUCUUAGAAAAAUAUCCGGAAUAAUGGAUAAUAUACAAUAAUUGAAAUACACGAAAUUCUGAAACACCCGUUUGAUUUUCUAGGAAUACAUAUCCGAAUUAGAAAGUGUU